This is a messenger RNA of Dermatophagoides farinae (American house dust mite), 4102 nucleotides long. The record is from RefSeq and is a predicted model, not a curated record. Lineage: Eukaryota; Metazoa; Arthropoda; Arachnida; Sarcoptiformes; Pyroglyphidae.
GUCAAUGAUAAUGAUGAUGAUGAGUAAUCGGCUAAAUUUUUCAAUAAUAAUACGAAUUGCAAUAACAAUUGUAUAUAUAAUCAUAUGGAUCAUUAUUGUUGAAAAACAAUUUCAAAUGUCUCAAACUAUGGCCGUGUCAUCCGCAUCACAAUCAUUAACGCAAUCAUCGAUUGUAUCAGCCGCAUCAUCACAAUCAUCAUCAUCAUCAUCAUUAAAUAUAUUGAAUCCAUUUUUGAAUCCAUCCUCUUCAUCCUCCUCCUCAUCAUCAUCAUCAUCAUCCACCAGACAAGUUCGCAUUGCGGCCUUAUUUACCGAAGAAGAACGUGACGGGCCAAGUGAAUUAGCCUUUAAAUAUGCCAUAUUUCGUAUAAAUAAAGAUCGAACAUUAUUGGAGAAUACAACAUUGACAUAUGAUAUUCAAUAUGUACCACGAGAAGAUUCAUUUCAUGCAUCGAAAAAAGCAUGUUUACAAAUGAAUCGCGGUGUUAGUGCAAUAUUUGGACCACAAGAUCCAAUACUUGGUGCACAUAUACAAUCAUUGUGUGAUGCAUUAGACAUGCCACAUAUAGAAGCACGUUUAGAUUUGGAGACCGAAUUGAAAGAAUUCAGUAUCAAUCUAUAUCCAUCACCAAUGAUUAUUGGCAAAGCAUUAAGAGAUUUGAUUGUCUAUCUAAAUUGGACGAAAAUUGCUGUAAUCUAUGAAGAUGAUAUAUGUAAGUCAUUGAUUAAAUUACAGCAAUUAGUGAAGCCACCAUUAAGUAAACAGAUACAGUUUAUAUUUCGCAAAGGAAAUGCCCUGUCAUUUCGUGAUGUAUUACUCGAUGUACGAACACGUGGCGUUUACUCAUUGAUCAUUGAUACGCGUCCAGAAAGUCUGCCAAAAAUUUUACAUGCUAUUUUACAAACACAAAUGAAUAACUAUAAAUAUCAUUAUCAUUUUGUAACGUUUGACAUUGAAAUUUAUGAUCUGGAAAAUUUCCGUUACAAUUUCGUCAAUUUGACCGCAUUCCGUAUGGUUGAUUCGGAAAAUUUUUCCGUCAAAACCGUGUUACGUGAUAUGGAGAAAUUUCAACCAAAAAGACAUCCAAUAUUGAAUCGUACAAAUGUGAUACAGUACGAACCGGCAUUAAUAUUUGAUUCUGUUUAUACGUUUGCUCGUGGUUUACAUUCACUGGAACGUGGCGCCAUCCUACGACAAGCGAAUCUAUCAUGUGAUGAAGAAUCUCCAUGGCCAGAUGGUAGUACUUUAUUCAAUUAUAUUAAUUCGGUUGACAUUCGUGGCCUUUCCGGACCGAUUACAUUCAAAGAAGGUCGCAGAAGUUCAUUGAAAUUAGAUCUGCUCAAAUUAAGACAAAGCAAUUUAACUAAAGUUGGUGAAUGGUCUACAGUAGCUGGCCUCAACAUUACCGAUCAUGCUGCUUUCCAGGAUUUCGGUACAACCAACAUUACGUUGCGAGUGACGACCAUUGAAUCAACACCAUAUGUUUUUUAUAAGAAAAAUCUAAACAAUCAAAUUGCCACGAAUAAUUCAAAUGAUCAUUUUGAAGGCUUCUGUAUUGAUCUUCUCAAAGCGAUUGCUGAAAUGUUGAAUUUUCAAUAUGAAUUAUAUCUAGUACCGGAUGGUAAAUAUGGUGCCGAGAAUACAACUACCGGUGAAUGGAAUGGCUUGGUUCGUGAAAUCAUUGAUAAGAAUGCUGACCUAGCCGUUGCAUCAAUGACAAUAAAUUAUGCACGUGAAAGUGUUAUACAUUUUACAAAACCCUAUAUGAAUCUAGGCAUUGGAAUCCUGUUCAAAUUACCAUCAACAAUGCCAACAAGAUUAUUUUCAUUCAUGUCGCCAUUAGAUAUUGAUAUAUGGCUUUAUGUAUUGGCGGCAUAUAUUUUGGUUUCAUUGACAAUGUUUGUUGUUGCACGUUUUAGUCCAAAUGAAUGGCGAUUAUCACAUCCAUGUGUUGCUGCAAUGGAUCCACAACAUUAUGGCGCCAAUGGCAAUGAUGAGGAUAAUGAUAAUAAUAAACUUGAGAAUCAAUUUUCAAUGGCCAAUUCAUUUUGGUUCACCAUUGUAACAUUGAUGCACCAAGGAUGUGAUUUGAAUCCAAAAGCUGCUAGUACUCGUAUUAUUGGUGCCAUAUGGUGGUUUUUUACAUUAAUUCUGGUUAGUUCUUAUACUGCCAAUCUUGCUGCAUUCUUAACGGUCGAACGUAUGAUCACACCGAUACAAAGUGUUGAAGAUUUAGCUGCUCAAUCACGUAUCCAAUAUGGUACACUGGAAUCUGGAUCAACAAUGACAUUUUUUCGUGAUUCACAAAUUGAAACUUAUCAAAAAAUGUGGCGUUUUAUGGAAAAUCGUCCAAUGGUUUUUGUUAAAACAUAUGAUGAAGGUGUACAACGUGUAUUGGAAGGCAAUUAUGCCUUCUUGAUGGAAUCAACAAUGUUGGAUUAUAUGGUACAACGCAAUUGUAAUCUAACGCAAAUUGGUGGUCUGCUUGAUUCAAAAGGUUAUGGUAUUGCAACACCAAUAGGUUCACCAUGGCGUGAUAAAAUAUCUUUGGCUAUUCUGCAUCUACAAGAGAAAGGUAUCAUUCGUAUGUUAUAUGAUCGUUGGUGGAAACGUCCCGGUAUCAAAUGUUCACGUGAUGAUAAAAGUAAAGAAGGUAAAGCCAAUGCAUUGGGUAUCGAGAAUAUAGGUGGCGUAUUUGUCGUAUUAUUGGGUGGUUUAGCCGUUGCUAUUGUCACCGCGUUGAUUGAAUUUUGUGUUCAUUCAAAAAAGAAUGCUCAAAAUCUUCGACAAUCACUUUGUACUGAAAUGACAAAUGAGUUACGAAUGGCAAUCAGUUGUAAUGAUACACAACAACAAAGACCUACAUUAAGGAGGAAAUGUUCAAAAUGUACAUUAGCCACCACAUCAUCUGGUGGUAUCAUGGAUCAUCAGCAUCAUCAUCAUCAAAAUAGACCUCAAUCUUCGUAUCAAUAUCAUUUAGAUCCAUAUGUACCAGAUAUAGGUGAUGGUACAUGUGGUCCAAACGACAUAUAUCAACAGCAGCAGCAAACGACAUCCUAUCAUCAUCAUCAUCAUCGAAAUAAAUCAUCGAUGAAUUUGAUGAAAACACAAUCAUCAUAUUCUAACUAUCAUCAGAAUCAAUUAUUACGUCGCCGAUUAGCUAAUAACAAUGAUGGUGGUGAUUCGAAAACCUUUUGGUCAAAUAUGAAUCAUAAUACACGACCAUCACAAUCUGCUCUCGUUGUGGCCACAAAUCAACAACAGAAUCAUCAUCCAGCUGAAAUUCAUCAUCAAUUCACCAUGUAUCAACAUCAUAAAUGUUGUCCACAACAUCCUGACAAACAAAAUGAUACUAAUGAAAUCGAUGUCGAUGGUUGUGAAAUGAAUAAUUGUAAUCAACAGCAACAACAAUCCAAUAUGAUUGAUGGAAAGCCAUCAACAGCCAAUGUUCAAUCAAUCAAUCAAAGCUCAAUGAUAAAUAAUAUAAAUAUAACUCAAUUAACACGUAAAUUAAAUAAUAAUUCAUCGGAUGAUCAGCAACAACUGCAGAAUAAUGGUAUUGGUAAUGGCCAAAAUUGUAUCGAUGAUGAUAAUGUCGGAUUAGACGAUGAUAUUGAUGAUAUGGAUGAUGUGGAUGUUGAUGAUGAUGAUAAUUUCCAGUAUAAUGGUAGUAAUGAUGAUAGUGCAGGAACUACUAAUUCCCAACAACAACAACAGCAGCAACAACAACAACAAUUAUUAUUACCACCACCACCACCGCCGCCAACAUUGUCGAUAAUCAAUCAACCAUUAUUAUCAUCAUCGAUUGAUUCGACAACGAUUGUGAAUAAAAUGAAUAAUAAUAUUUCACAAACGGCUUCUUCUAUUAAUAAUACUGGACGAUUAAUAGCUAUGAAUGGACCGAUUGGAUCAUUACCGAAUAAUACAACGACGAUUGUUACGGUGGUACCAGCAGCAGCUACACAUCAUCAAAUGGAUAUUGAUUAUCAACGAUAAAUCAGAUCCCCAAUCGAUUUACAUGAUAUGUACAUAAAAAAAACAGGACAGUAAACAACUCAUUAAAUAGAAAAAAAAGAGAAAGUCUAUAUAAAACUGACAAGA